Messenger RNA from Rhizopus microsporus ATCC 52813, 1329 nucleotides. RefSeq lists its product as uncharacterized. Lineage: Eukaryota; Fungi; Mucoromycota; Mucoromycetes; Mucorales; Rhizopodaceae. The transcript has 3 exons. The record is from RefSeq and is a predicted model, not a curated record. Bases 29 to 919 code for a protein of 296 amino acids.
CCCAUUUUCUUUCUUUUUACACUCGAUCAUGUCAUUUAACCUAAGCUCACCUUUUAGCACUAUGAAAACAUUUUCUCUAGGCAAAAGCUGUAAGAAGGCAGCAAAGAACUUGAGUCAAUUAUUUCACAAGAAGAAUCAACAAGAUAGAGUAUUCAGCCGCGUAGUCAAAAAGAUAAGCCCAAAUUCUGUAGAAUUGAAUAAAAAGACAGAAAAUCAGCAAAAUGAGACACAUCCUAUAGCUGAGCACGAUCAAUCCAUUGAACAGAUAAAAGAUACACUGCCACCGACUCCUCAAAUAACAGUUUCAAUAGAGAAUACUAGCGAGCCUAAAGAUGACCUCCGUGAAUGGUUGACCAUUCUAGUCAACAGCCCACUAUUUGAUUCAACAGAAAAUGGUGCAGCUAAGCAUAGUUCAAUAUUUUAUCCUUCACCAAUAUCCAUAUCACCAUCUCCAUGGAAACAGUCCGAAGAAAAGUGUUCUAACGAUAGUAACCAGCCUAUUGUUAAUAUAUUACAGCCUCCUAGUCAUUAUCAAAAGAAACCUCAGAUGACCACUAGCUCACAUUACACACUGAAAGAACAAUUCGACAAUAGUCACCAGCAUAGUACAACUAUGUACCGAGGCGAUACAAAAAAUAAAUCACUCCUAUCUGCACAAUUACAACAACGUGAUGAAGUAAAAGAAAGGCUUGAUGUAGCAGCUGCUAAAAGAAAGGCCAUCAAGAAAAAUAGACUAAAAGAACAAAUGGAUUUGGCUUGGUUUGAAACAAUGGAAAUGAUUAGGUCUCAUGAAAAUAGCAACAAAGUGUUUCCAACCCCAAGUAACGAUUUAUUCUACCAAAAACUACAGAUGCAUUCUCAACCAGAACCAAGCAGCAGUAAAGAUGCUUUCAAUCAAGCAGACAUACUCAUUUGGUGACCAUGUAACAUAAAAUAAAGCAAUACCAUCAUUACUUCAUCCCCAGAGAUGACCUAGUAAAGUAUAUUUUUAUCCUUUGUUACCCCCUUAAAUCAUCCCUGAUAUAUGCUAAGCAUACGUCUAUGUUAUCCCUUAUCCCAAUGAGACUAUCGGUAACCUUGUCCUAAAGGAACGCCUCGUGUGACAAAAUCAGUUUACUAAAGAGACUGAAGUCAAGUACAUAAAUGGCAUAAAUAAGUACUAAAAAUGCAUUCCAUACGCACUUUAUUGCUUUGUAACAAGACCAGUCAAGAAAGGGCGCUUGAUCGUGCGCUUAACAACUUUUAUUUUGAGAUUGCUAUCUUGACCCAUCUUAAUCACGAAUCAGAAUAAUAUGAUUAUGUCAUGACAAGUUGAAUAAAGCACCUUUU